Molecule: messenger RNA, 786 nt
Organism: Effrenium voratum
Lineage: Eukaryota; Dinophyceae; Suessiales; Symbiodiniaceae
Source: the annotation of a GenBank genome assembly
AUGCCAUCCUACAGGUCCUUCCACGAGGCGGAGGGCUGCCCCUUCGCGGGGCUCAGAGACACGGGCCGCAAGGUGUCCGUAAACCGCUUCCUGCCGCCCGUUAAGCCACAGGACAUCAUUUGCAUCGGCCUGAACUACCGCGCCCACGCGGACGAGCUGAAGCUCCCGUACCCCAAGAACCCAGUGGUGUUCAUGAAGCCCACCAGCUGCGCGGCGGGCCACGGGCAUCCCAUCGUGGCCCCGCGGGUGUCGGAGAAGAUGGACUACGAGGUGGAGCUUGCCGUGGUCAUCGGCCGCGAGUGCAAGGAUGUCACGCCAGAAGAGGCCAUGGACUACGUGCUGGGGUACACCUGCGCCAAUGACCUUUCCACCCGCGACUGGCAGAAAUUGCCGGAGCUCUCUGGAAGCCAAUGGUGCAGAUCCAAGAGCUUCGAUGGGUUCGCGCCUCUGGGGCCAGUGCUGGCCACCAAGGAGGAGAUUCCGGACCCGGGCGCCCUCCGAGUGCAGACGUUUGUGAACGGCGUGCAGAUGCAGGACUCCACCACAAGAGACCUCAUCUUCUCCGUGCCUGAGAUCAUCAGUUUCCUCUCUAUGGGCUCGAGGCUGCAGCCCGGCACUGUGAUCCUCACAGGGACGCCCUUCGGCGUGGCGGAGGGCCGGAGCCCGCAGCCUUGGCUGAAGCCGGGCGACCGCGUUGCGGUGGAGGUAGAGGGCAUUGGCCGCCUGGAAAAUACGAUCGUAGCCGACAGUUCCAGCGCGCGGUGCUUCCAUGUGCCAAAGCUGUGA